AUGGUUUUCAGCUCCAUUGCAGCAUCUUCAAGUGUCACAACCGCACUGAAGUGUUCAAGAGGAAGCGCUGUGCGCAAAGCUGGGAUCGCCCACCUUUACGGCAUCGCCGGCAGCACCAAUGUGACGGGCGAUCAGGUGAAGAAGCUGGACAUCCUGUCCAACGAUCUGGUCAUCAACAUGCUGAAGUCAUCGUUCAGCUCCUGCGUGCUGGUGUCUGAAGAGAACGACAAAGCCAUCAUAGUGGAGCCAGACAGGAGGGGCAAAUACAUCGUGUGCUUUGAUCCUUUGGACGGCUCCUCCAACAUCGACUGUCUCGUCUCCAUUGGCACCAUCUUUGCCAUUUACAAAAAGACCACAGAUGAUGAGCCCUGUGAGAAGGACGCUCUGCAGCCCGGCAGGAACCUCGUGGCAGCGGGCUACGCCCUCUACGGCAGCGCCACCAUGGUAGUGCUCUCCACCGGCCAGGGAGUCAACUGCUUCAUGCUCGACCCGGCGAUCGGGGAGUUCAUACUGGUCGAGCGGGAUGUGAAGAUCAAGAAACGAGGGAAGAUUUACAGCUUGAAUGAAGGUUAUGCAAAGUACUUUGACCCUGCUGUCACAGAGUACCUGCAGAAGAAGAAGUUCCCUCAGGACGGCGGUGAGCCCUACGGCUCCCGCUACAUUCUGCGUCUGCUGUACGAAUGCAACCCCAUGGCCUUCAUCAUGGAGCAGGCGGGCGGCAUGGCCUCCACGGGCUUCGAGAACAUCCUGGACAUCCAGCCUGAGAGCAUCCACCAAAGAGCUCCUGUGGCUAUGGGCUCCACCGAGGACGUGCUGGAGUACAUCGCCAUCUGCCAGAAACACGCCAAGAAGUGAGACCGCACGGGACUCACACAGCUGCCCUCCUGCUGGGAUGCACGUUACCGCCUCUGUAAUGAUGGUUUUUAUGUAAAAAUGGGUUUUAAAGACCAAAAAUGUGAAGAGAUUUGGAGGCACCGUGUUUUCAUGCCACGUUAGCCCUCCCAUUGUUAAGAGGUGCUGCAUAAGUUCACAUACUGCUAAACAAAAGCUACCAAAGACCAAAAAUGUGCCAAAAACACACAAACGCACUUCAGUCUGAGACCUUUGCUCCUCAGUUUACCUCCAGUUGUGCCUUAAAUCAAAGAGACAUUCCAGAUGUGCAAAAGACCAAAAACAGCCUCUUUGCAACCAAACGUGAUUCUUUUAUUGUGUGAAAUAACAGCUGUUUGCAACAAUGAAGUCUCAAUAAAUAAUAAGAACGAGUGA
Molecule: messenger RNA, 1266 nt
Organism: Neolamprologus brichardi
Lineage: Eukaryota; Metazoa; Chordata; Actinopteri; Cichliformes; Cichlidae
Source: RefSeq, a predicted model, not a curated record